Messenger RNA from Pongo pygmaeus (Bornean orangutan), 4515 nucleotides. RefSeq names its product taxilin gamma (gene TXLNG). NCBI's taxonomy places the organism in Eukaryota, Metazoa, Chordata, Mammalia, Primates, Hominidae. The transcript has 10 exons. Gene Ontology annotation, molecular function: syntaxin binding. The coding region runs from base 101 to 1774 and encodes 557 amino acids. Gene Ontology annotation, biological process: regulation of cell cycle. The record is from RefSeq and is a predicted model, not a curated record.
CGGUCUUGCUGAAGCCCAGCCCAGUAUUCAAUGCUCCCCACCCCCAUCUCGCUCCGUCCCCUCGGGGGCCAACCUCCUCCGGUCACGUGGGAAGUCUCGCAUGCGGCGAUUGGUCAUGGGGGCUCGGGGGCGGGGCGAAAGGCCCUGCGAGAUUCUGUGCCCCUUGUCGGGCCGCUUGUUUGGCUGCUGCCGUCACCUCAUGGCGACGCGGGUAGAGGAGGCAGCGCGGGGAAGAGGCGGCGGCGCCGAAGAGGCGACUGAGGCCGGACGGGGCGGAUGGCGACGCAGCCCGCGGCAGAAGUUUGAAAUUGGCACAAUGGAAGAAGCUGGAAUUUGUGGGCUAGGGGUGAAAGCAGAUAUGUUGUGUAACUCUCAAUCAAAUGAUAUUCUUCAACAUCAAGGCUCAAACUGUGGUGGCACAAGUAACAAGCAUUCAUUGGAAGAGGAUGAAGGCAGUGACUUUAUAACAGAGAACAGGAAUUUGGUGAGCCCAGCAUACUGCACGCAAGAGUCAAGAGAGGAAAUCCCUGGGGGAGAAGCUCGAACAGAUCCCCCUGAUGGUCAGCAAGAUUCAGAGUGCAACAGGAACAAAGAAAAAACCUUAGGAAAAGAAGUUUUAUUACUGAUGCAAGCCCUAAACACCCUUUCAACCCCAGAGGAGAAGCUGGCAGCUCUCUGUAAGAAAUACGCUGAUCUUCUGGAGGAGAGCAGGAGUGUUCAGAAGCAAAUGAAGAUCCUGCAGAAGAAGCAAGCCCAGAUUGUGAAAGAGAAAGUUCACUUGCAGAGUGAACAUAGCAAGGCUAUCUUGGCAAGAAGCAAGCUAGAGUCUCUUUGCAGAGAACUUCAGCGUCACAAUAAGACGUUAAAGGAGGAAAAUAUGCAGCAGGCACGAGAGGAAGAAGAACGACGUAAAGAAGCAACUGCACAUUUCCAGAUUACCUUAAAUGAAAUUCAAGCCCAGCUGGAGCAGCACGACAUCCACAACGCCAAACUCCGACAGGAAAACAUCGAGCUGGGGGAGAAGCUAAAGAAGCUCAUCGAACAGUAUGCACUGAGGGAAGAGCACAUUGAUAAGGUGUUCAAACAUAAGGAACUGCAACAGCAGCUGGUGGAUGCCAAACUGCAGCAAACGACACAACUGAUAAAAGAAGCUGAUGAAAAACAUCAGAGAGAGAGAGAGUUUUUAUUAAAAGAAGCGACAGAAUCGAGGCACAAAUACGAACAAAUGAAACAGCAAGAAGUACAACUAAAACAGCAGCUUUCUCUUUAUAUGGAUAAGUUUGAAGAAUUCCAGACUACCAUGGCAAAAAGCAAUGAACUGUUUACAACCUUCAGACAGGAAAUGGAAAAGAUGACAAAGAAAAUUAAAAAACUGGAAAAAGAAACAAUAAUAUGGCGUACCAAAUGGGAAAACAAUAAUAAAGCACUUCUGCAAAUGGCUGAAGAGAAAACAGUCCGUGAUAAAGAGUACAAGGCCCUUCAAAUAAAACUGGAACGGUUAGAGAAGCUGUGCAGGGCUCUUCAAACAGAAAGGAAUGAGCUCAAUGAGAAGGUGGAAGUCCUGAAAGAGCAGGUAUCCAUCAAAGCGGCCAACAGGGAUUUAGCAACACCUGUGAUGCAGCCCUGUACUGCCCUGGAUUCUCACAAGGAGCUGAACACUUCCUCGAAAAGAGCCCUGGGAGCGCACCUGGAGGCUGAGCCCAAGAGCCAGAGAAGCGCCGUGCAAAAGCCCCCGUCCACAGGCUCUGCUCCGGCCAUUGAGUCGGUUGACUAAGAUGAGGUGUGAUCACUGUAUUGAGAGAUAUAUUUUGUGUAUAACUUUCUCUGUUAGUAGUUAACUAUUGGUUUUGUGGUGAAAAUUUUCUUACUUUUUCUACCAUAUCUGUAUUUUCUUAGAACUACUGGACUUAUGUGGUACAGGAGGCUGCUUAGCAGUUUUGAAUAGUUUAAUCUAUAAAUUUUCCUCAGCUGUGUUGCACAUCGGCCUCAUUCUCCUUCCACUGGAAUGCAUGUGUUCAUUGCCUUGUCCUUCUCUUCCUGCUCCUUGCACAUUAUCAUCCUAAUGAAAAUUUCACUGACAGGGCCGACCAUUACAAGGGAACUUUGUUCUGACGAUGGUUCCUUGACGUGAAAACAAUAUUAAUUUAAACGUCUUAGCCCCCCCAUUAAUAUUAUUCAGAAAAAGAAAAUACCAAGGUGAUUAGUUUUGUCUAAUAACCCAUUUAAAUGCCAAGUAAAAAUAAAACUAGUGUUGGGUCAGAAGCAUAUUUGAUUGAAAUUAGCUUUUUGAAAACAUAUCUCGGGACAAAUUGAGAUGGCCACAUGCCUAGAAUCCUAAGUUUCAGCAGAAUAUGUAUAUAAAGAUGUCACUUGUGGACAAAAUAGUACAUACAGGCAAAUCACUAGACAAAUAAGCUUAGUGUUUAUGUGACUGAACAGUCAUCCUGCUUUGGUUUCAGGUGUGGGAUUUGGACCAUGAGGGGCUCCCGUAGAGGAUGGCGGUUUGUGUUUGAUUCUGAUUUGGGAUUUCAGUACAUAUUCUGCACUUCCCAUAGAAGCCCACUUAUUCUUUGAAAACUGGUGUUCAUGUUUUGCCGUUCAAUGAAGUCCCUUGUCAAAGACAAGGACGGUCAAUUCACGUGUCACUUUCACUAGGCAGAAGUUUCUCCAAUACCUUCUGGCUACUUGAAAGUUAUUACAAAAAUUCCACCAGCAAAGUACUCCAGGUUUUUCAAAAGGGAAUUUUCAUUAUGGAUCAGUACCAACCGAAAUUGAUUUUCAUUUCCAAAACAAACACUGGCACCAACAUUUUUACUUUGGGAAGACUUGGCAGAGUGUUAGUCAGGAUCUGUUACUUAUGCGUUCAGUCUGUUUCUCACCCCCUUCUUAGUUACCAUCUCUUUUUUAAGAAGAAAAAAGAAAAGCCACAGUAUUAUCAUGGUCUGUACACUUGGACUGGGGGAAAACUUGAAAUUAAGCAUAUAACUUUUGAAUUAGUUCUUUGUUUCAAUGUUGAAUGUGGCUCAGUUAUGCAGAUGAUUAAUCAGGCUGCACUGAUGGAAGUUUUGACUUUGUCCCUGGUAUAAUUUGCAUUGAAAUGCUUUAUGAAAUAAAAGGUUCUACUAGAACUGAUGUUAGCACAUUCCACUGAGCAAAACUAUCAGACUGACACUUGUUAAAUUGCUUACUGGACUGAAUAAACUCUGUUUUGUCCAGUUAAAAGGGUUUUCUCUUUGUUACAAGUGUUAUUUGUAAAGUCCUGUCACAUUCAUGGUCUAAACUGGGUUGAAAGAAUUGAAAAUUGUCCAACAGAUAGGAAACCGCCUGGAGUGGAGGAGGGUUGUAUCUAAGCCUUCACCAUCAGUCAUGUUAAUUCAAGGGGCCAGACAGUGGAGGAAAAUAAAUCCACAAAGUAAAGUAGAUUAUCUAAUUACCAUCAAAAUGAGUCAGAAGCAAAAAACAACACCCUCCAACAGCCUCUUGUGAGUACACCCUGUUCUGCUACUAAAAUACUAGACUCAUUUCCCUGGUCGGGGGGGGAAUGCAGGUAUAGAUCAGAAAUAUAAUCUACCUUAAAAUUAGUACUAAUGAUCACAUUUCACAAGAACUCUGCUGGAUGUACAGCUCUUAACAUUUUAUUAAGCCAUCUGUGUAGCCCACCACGCUUCUUUGUGGUGCUUGUCCUGUGUGGAAGAUGAUUGUAAAUCUUGGGCCUGUUGCAUACUUCCAAGGGCUUUAAAGCAAUGUGAUUGAUUAACAGUACUUGGCCUGCUGCUUUUGGCUUACUUUGUAUUUUUAGCUAGAUGCUAUUAUAGUGUUGAAAGGAUAUGGAUUCUGUCUGGGAUGCAUUUGUUGUCCUUUCAGAACCCUUCCUCCCAUUACCCUGUGAAUAAAAACAAAUGGGACCCUCUGAGAAGGACAUCCUCCUACAGUGAUCACCUCACCAGCCCAGUGUUGGGGCUUUGUAGCACACCCCAUAUCUACCAUAUUCUAGAACACUGUAAUGCUACUAGGCUGGCCCAGAAAAGGUUUAAAUGUUGAAUUCACUUUGCAAUUGUUGCACCAUCAUGGAAUCGUGAUGUGUAUUAUUUAUAGUGACGGUAGACUCCAAGGUGUAGAGAAAACUUGGGUCUUGGGUAAUAUGGACCAUUUCAUCCUCAGACUUGUUAGGAGUACAUUUCUUGGUCUUGAGACCAGUAUUUUUCAGUUAUGUAUGCAACUGCCUUUAUUACACCUGGUUAUCACAAUUCAAUUCUCAGGUGUUGCAGAAAAAUCUACCUCUUUCAGACUGUAGAUGGAAAUAACUGUGAAAAAAAAUGAUGCAGAUAUCUUCUAGUUUGUGCUAAACACACUGCUUUAUUUUUACAGCCCACGUCUUUCAUGAGGAUACGAAUUGUUAAGAGGCAGUCUUGUUUUGCUUUUCAAAGACAUUUUGUAGAGAUUUUUCACUAAUGUGAAUCUGAUUUUAUCUACUUGAUUCUGUAUAGAUUAAGUAAAUAUGUAUGAUAAACUUAA